This is a messenger RNA of Drosophila grimshawi, 1371 nucleotides long. RefSeq lists its product as uncharacterized. The record is from RefSeq and is a predicted model, not a curated record. Gene Ontology annotation, cellular component: cytoplasmic microtubule. The transcript is spliced from 5 exons. Bases 125 to 1273 code for a protein of 382 amino acids. NCBI's taxonomy places the organism in Eukaryota, Metazoa, Arthropoda, Insecta, Diptera, Drosophilidae.
UCGGUUGGCUUUCAUUCCACUUGAUUUUUGUAAACUGCUUAACACGGCAAUAUUUAAAUUUUAAUUUACAUUUACAUUUCAACUCACAAAUACGUAUUGUGCUUAGCCGUGAGCCAGCAUAAACAUGUCGAACACCUCAAUUCGUCCAAUACCAACAUUGAAAGGCAUGUUUACCGUGCCGCGCGUCGUACCGGGACGUAAUUUCCUAAAAGAAAACAAACAGAGUUUACGCUCAUUGGAAAAGGCAACCACCGAGAAGAUUGCUGCUAAGAAACCGGUGCGCCCAAAAUGGAUGCCGCCAUUACUUCGUACCGCUUCCGAGGAUCCUGAACGGAAGCAUUGCGAAACCGAAAGAUUGUCGUUAUCGAGGCGUAAUGACAGCGAGAUCUGUUUGUUGCGCACUCAAGGUAAAUCACGCUCACAUCAUGGCCUGGAAAUGCCAAAACAACAGGACGAACACAUCGAUCGUGAAAGACAUGAAACACACAAUGAAAAGCAACAAAUAAUAAAAUCAUCUAGCCGUUGUCAGUCAUGUGGCACUGAUCGCAGCUCCACAAGCAUUGGCGUACAGACAGAGGACAUUAUGGAUCAACUGUAUUUAACAAAUGCCUUGAAAAAGUGCAACAUUGAUGGCAAGUCAGUCUUAAGUCAGGGCCACAAGUUGUGCAAUGAUCCUCGCCAGCAUUACGAUAACAACUAUGGCAGCUACAGUCAAUACAAUGACGAUGACGAGCAGCCACUGUCAGCAUACUCCAAUGAACAACUCAAACGCAGCGCAUAUAAUAUGGAUGACAAUGAAAUGAUGCCUCUACCAGAGAUGGAAAAUUUGGCUACGGACAAUAUGGUGGAUGAUGAGGAAGCACCACUGAGUGCACGUAGUCGCGACACAAUUGCUACAAAUGCAACCUCCAAAUCAAAACGCCGUGAUUACAAGCUGGGCUCACGCGAUGAUUUACGGCUGCCGCGCUAUUUGGAAAAGGAGAAGCGCGAGAAGGCCGAGGCAAAAGAGCGUAUGGAGACACGCGAUCCAGAUUGUCCACGAGGUCAUGUACUUCUAAGUGAACAGGACCGCCUCGCAGCUUUAGCUGCAGCCAAGAACCAUUUUGAUAUGCUGAUCAAUGAGCUAAAUCAUAUGCCAAUGACCGCACAAACGCUGCGCGUGCGCACACGUAAGGCCGAGAUUGAUAAGGAGCUAACUGGUGUUGAGGAUGAUAUACGUAUCUACUCCAAGCAGAAAGUCUAUGUGAGAGCCCCCAAAUCGCGAGAUCUCUAAAGCAUGAUCAGACACUUGCAAAAUACAUAUCAAAAGGUUAACUGGAUCAAUUAUGUGAACUAUCAAUAUCAAUAUAUUGAAGAUGUGGAUCAACCCUA